AGCUAGCUAAGUUAGCUCAGCCUAAGUUGCUCAAAUGACUAUGUUGAUCAACUUUGGCGACCACGCUAAAAAGGACAGAAACGCUAAGACAGACGCGGCUCACUGUUGCAGGUUGAAACACAACAGUCCACAAUUUAGGUAAGCUUGCCUUUGUGUUUUGCUAAAGUUAGCCGGCUAGCUGUCCGAUAAUGGACACAAGUGGGUUAAAGUUUUGAGCAAGCUGCCCGGAGUUGCUAACUUGGUGCUAAUCACAGCUAGCCGCUCUCACUCAGCUGGGUGACGCCGUGGGUUCAGCUGCUUUUGUUGGGGCAAACCCGGGACAAACAGCCGGGGAGUUACUCACCGGAGGGUCGGCCCGAUACAGUUGGUGUCUGUGCUUUCAAUCUCCCGCAGGAUCCGUUCGUGUUCGGCGGCUGUCUCCACACUCGCCAUCCUGCAUGUUGCUCUGGACUGUGCCGAGCUGAGCUGAACUGAACUGAACUGAACUGAGCGGACUGGCUGGCUGGCCGGGCUCCGUGCGUCAUGCAGGAGGAACCGGAGGGAACAUUCGCGUUACAUCCGGUGUCAUUCUUGCAAAUUCUGGCUGAUUUAACCGGAUUUAAUUCUGGUGGAGCCUGCUGCUGUCGGAAAGGCAAAGAAGCAAGAGAAGUCCAAAUGGAGCCUAAAAAGAAGUUGAUAAACUCAGUGGACAGCUGUGUGGACGAGGCUCUCUGUGGCCUGGUGAGGGCCAGUGGGGGCCUGUCUCUGCUGAAGGGCCACAGAGUUGUGCUUCGGUCCGACCUGGACAACCUGACGGGCAAAGUGGCCCUGCUGUCCGGAGGGGGGUCGGGACACGAGCCGGCACACGGGGGUUAUCUCGGUGCAGGUAUGCUGUCAGCUGCUGUAGCUGGAGGAGUGUUUGCUUCUCCACCUCCUGCCAGCAUCCUGGCUGCCAUUCUCUGCUUGCAUCAUGCAGGAGUCUCCGGAGUCCUUCUCAUUGUGAAGAACUACACCGGCGACCGCCUCAACUUUGGAUUGGCUGCAGAACAGGCCCGUAACCACGGCGUCGCUGUUGACAUGGUGAUAGUUGCCGAGGACUGCGCCUUUGACCAACCCAGUAAGGCCGGCAGGAGAGGCUUGUGUGGCACCAUCUUCAUUCACAAGCUGGCAGGUGCCUUAGCAGAAGAAGGCUGCCCAUUGGACCAGAUUGUUUCCAAGGUGACGGAGGUUUUAAAGGGAAUCGGUACGCUGGGGGUGAGUCUGUCCCCGUGCAGCGUUCCGGGCUGCCUGCCUUCUUUCGACCUGCCGCCAGGAGACAUGGAGCUGGGACUGGGGAUCCACGGUGAGCCUGGAAUCAAAAGGUUAAAGGUGGCAUCUGCAGAUGAGUUGGUGAAGACCAUGAUAGAUCACAUAACCAACCCUGACAGCCAAUCGCAUCUGCCUCUGAAAUCAGGAGACAGCGUGGUUGUGUGUGUGAACAACCUCGGAGCUCUGUCUUGUCUGGAGAUGGCUGUGGUUACUGGAGCGGCCAUCAUCUGUCUGGAGAAUCGGGGCGUGGUGGUUGCCAGGGUGAUGUCGGGGACGUUCAUGACAUCGCUGGAGAUGGCGGGAGUGUCGUUGACCCUGAUGAGGGCCGACCAGGAAACACUGAGACUGUUUGAUGCUAAGACCAGCGCCCCCGCCUGGCCAAACCUCAGCAGUGUAUGUGUAAGCGGACGCAGCUGCAUCAUAGAGCCUCAAGCCGUGAGCCCAGGACCACAAGCAGACACACACUCUGAAGGGCCGCUGAGUCCUGUGAUGCGUAAAGCGUUGGAGAGGGUUUGUUCCACGCUGUUGGAAAAGCAGGAAGAACUCAACUCCCUGGACCGUGCUGCAGGGGACGGAGACUGUGGGAACACUCAUGCACAGGCUGCUAAAGCCAUUCGGGAGUGGCUCCAGGACCAUGUGGUCCCCGGUUGCCCCGGCCAACUGUUAUCAGUCCUCGCUGGAUUGGUGCAAGAGAAGAUGGGCGGGUCUUCAGGAGCGCUGUACAGUCUGUUCCUGACUGCAGCCGCUGCUCGCGUGACUGAGGGGCAGAACAACGCUGUGGCCUGGGCGAGCGCAAUGCAUGCUGGGACACAGGCGAUGAGGAGGUAUGGUGGUGCUGACCCUGGAGACAGAACGAUGUUGGAUGCAUUGUGUCCUGCUGUGGACGAGCUGAUGAAGCUCACAACAGCGCCGCCUGGUGAACAGAUGGCUGUACUUCAGACUGCUGUACAGAAAGCGUCCUCGGGGGCAGAGUCGACCCGUAACCUCACAGCGAUGGCGGGGCGAGCCAGCUACAUCGCGGCCGAGCGGGUCACCCUGCCCGACCCCGGCGCCGUGGCUGUAGCCGCCAUCCUGAGAGCCGUGCUGGAAGGGCUGAAGUAAUCCAGCAGAUAGGAAUAAUAGGCCCUGGUUAGGGCUGGGUAUCGUUCAGAAUUUUUCGAUCCGGUGCCAAUUCCGAUACCUCAGUUUCGAU
Perca flavescens (yellow perch) is the source of this 2479-nucleotide messenger RNA. It is a transcript of the gene tkfc, whose product is annotated as triokinase/FMN cyclase. Bases 523 to 2388 code for a protein of 621 amino acids. The transcript has 18 exons. Gene Ontology annotation, biological process: glycerol catabolic process. Gene Ontology annotation, cellular component: cytosol. The record is from RefSeq and is a predicted model, not a curated record. Lineage: Eukaryota; Metazoa; Chordata; Actinopteri; Perciformes; Percidae. Gene Ontology annotation, molecular function: glycerone kinase activity; ATP binding.